AUGGCUAAUCAACGUCAGGGUCUCAACGUACCAGACAUCGACUUCGAAACCACCUGGGGCGUGCUCGAGAAGGCCUUCCUAGAGAUCCACACAAAGAACGCCUCGGCGCUAUCCUUUGAGGAGCUCUACCGCAAUGCCUACAAGAUCGUGCUCAAGAAGAAGGGCGAGGAGCUCUACAACAAGGUGGCAGAGUUUGAGGCACGGUGGCUGAGCAGUGAAGUGCGGAUGAAGAUCGUUGCGACCAUAACACCACCUCUACAGCUGCUUACAGAAGGGAGUGGCGGGAGGGCGUUGUCUUCGACGGCGGAGAGGAGAACCGCCGGCGAGAACUUCCUACGGACGCUGAAGGAGUCGUGGGAGGAUCAUGGGGUGUGUAUGGGCAUGCUUACGGAUGUGUUGAUGUACAUGGUGAGUACUCAGGCACAGCAACAUGCUGCGAACGAUGGCACUGACUUGGAGAAGGACCGAGUAUAUUGCACCGACCACAGACAACCAUCAAUCUUCGCGAAAGCAAUGGGCCUAUUCCGCGACCAAAUCCUGGGCUCACUCGAUCGACCGAACGGCACACAACUGGCUGAGAGCUUGACAAAAGUCAUACUCGACCAGAUACAGAUGGACCGAGACGGCGAGAAGAUCGACCAGCACCUCAUCAAAGCCAACGUCUACAUGCUCGAAGGCCUCUACCAUUCAGAUCAAGAGGUGGAGGAGGAGAAGCUAUACCUCCAGCUGUUCGAGCCACACUUCCUCAGCACUUCCGCCGCGUUCUAUAGGGAAGAAGGUGAGAGGCUGCUGAAAGAGUCGGACGCAGGCACAUACUGCAAGGAGGCAAAGAGACGGAUAGAUGAGGAGAGCGAUCGAUGUCGAUCAACAAUCUCUGAGUCAACUACUCCGAAAAUCCAAAAAGUGGUGGAGGAUGAGCUGAUACGGCACAAGAUGAAGGGCCUGAUUGAGAUGGAUAGUGGUGUGCAGUACAUGAUCGACAACGACAAGUUCCACGAGCUUGGCCUUGUGUUUGAGCUCGAAUCGCGGGUGGACGCUAGGAAACCCGAGCUCACCAAGGCGAUCGUCAGCAUUGUCCAGGACAUGGGUGCUGCGAUCAACAAGGCUGCCGAGACGACAUCGGUUGCACCCCCUGCGCCUGCAGGCCAAGAUGACGCUGGGGAGGACAAGCCGAAAGCUGGUAGUACGAGGCAAAUCAACCAGCAGACGGCUGCGGCGCUGAAGUGGGUGGAGGAUGUCCUGGCAUUGAAAGAGCGCUUCGAUGUCUUCUGGAAGACGUCCUUCAACUCGGAUCAAACAAUUUCGACAGCAUUAACGCGCAGCAUCUCCGAAGUCAUAAACGCAUUCAACCGCAGCAGCGAGUACAUCUCCCUCUUCAUCGACGAGAACAUGAAGAAGGGCAUCCGCGACAAGAGCGAAGCUGAGAUCGACGCCACGCUCGAGCAGGCCAUUGUCACUCUUCGCUAUUUACAGGACAAGGACAUCUUCGAGACGUACUACAAGAAGCAUCUCUGCAAGCGUUUGCUGCUGAAGAAGAGCCAGAGCAUCGACGUGGAGAAGCAGAUGAUUUCACGGAUGAAGAUCGAGCUCGGCAACUCCUUCACGCUCAAGCUGGAAGCCAUGUUCAAGGACAUGACACUGUCGGAAGAGCUGACAGGCGGCUACCGCUCACACAUCGCCCGCCUUGGCCAAGCCGACACGAAGCGCGUCGACCUCAGCAUCAACGUCCUCACCUCCAUGACCUGGCCGCUCGAAGCCUUCCGCGGCGCCGGCGAAGACGAGCGUGAAUCCCGCAACAACCUCCUCUUCCCCGGCUCCAUCGAGCGCAUCAAGACCGGCUUCGAGCGCUUCUACGCCGAGAGGUAUUCCGGUCGGAAGCUGACCUGGCAGACCAACAUGGGCGACGCGGAUAUGAAAGCCACUUUCCCACGCUCCCGCAACGGCAAGCCCAUGACCCACGACAUCAACUGCUCGACGUACGGCAUGCUGAUCCUGCUCCUCUUCAACGACCUCCCCACUACCCAGUCCCUCACGCUCGAGGAGAUCCAGGCGAAGACCAACAUCCCCUUGAACGACCUGAAGCGCAACCUGCAAUCCCUGGCUGUAGCGCCGAAGACGCGCUUCCUGGUGAAGGAGCCGAUGAGCCGCGAGAUAAACCCCGGCGACCGCUUCAGGUAUAACGAAGACUUCAGCAGCAAGAUCAUCAAGAUCAAAGUCGGCGUUGUUUCGGCGGGAAAUAAAGUGGAAGGCGAGAAGGAGCGCAAGGAGACGGAGAAGAAGAACAACGAUUCCCGCGGCUUCGCCAUCGAGGCGGCUGUUGUAAGGAUCAUGAAACAGAGGAAGGAGUUAUCGCACGCCCAGCUUCUUACGGAGACGCUGACGGUGCUGUCCGGGCAGUUCAGGCCGGAUGUGAAUAUGAUCAAGAAGCGGAUUGAGAGUUUGAUUGAGCGGGAGUACUUGGAGCGGUUGGAGGAGGCGGCUGUGCCGAGUUAUCGGUAUUUGGCGUAG
Saxophila tyrrhenica is the source of this 2508-nucleotide messenger RNA. RefSeq lists its product as uncharacterized. The transcript is spliced from 2 exons. Bases 1 to 2508 code for a protein of 835 amino acids. NCBI's taxonomy places the organism in Eukaryota, Fungi, Ascomycota, Dothideomycetes, Mycosphaerellales, Extremaceae. Gene Ontology annotation, molecular function: ubiquitin protein ligase binding. Gene Ontology annotation, biological process: ubiquitin-dependent protein catabolic process; protein ubiquitination. Gene Ontology annotation, cellular component: Cul3-RING ubiquitin ligase complex. The record is from RefSeq and is a predicted model, not a curated record.